Hibiscus syriacus is the source of this 3833-nucleotide messenger RNA. RefSeq names its product histidine kinase 4-like. Lineage: Eukaryota; Viridiplantae; Streptophyta; Magnoliopsida; Malvales; Malvaceae. Bases 482 to 3475 code for a protein of 997 amino acids. The record is from RefSeq and is a predicted model, not a curated record. Gene Ontology annotation, molecular function: phosphorelay sensor kinase activity. Gene Ontology annotation, biological process: phosphorylation; phosphorelay signal transduction system. The transcript has 11 exons.
CCCCAUUUCUUCCUCCAAAGAUCUUUAUCUUUAGUUCCCUGUUCUUUCUGGUAUUUGCUUUGUUGUGCUUUGCUGUGAGUGCUUGCUGGUCAAUCUGCAGAAUUUGAUUUUAAUAUUGAAAGAAAACAGUGAACUGUCUGUGAACGUGCUCUUCUUUCUCUUGGUUGCCUCAAACACCUUUCACGCUCGGAAGGAAACAUGAUUAGUGUUGUUUCCCUGUAAAAAAUCCCAUUUUUUUAUAUUGGCACCAGAGAAGAAGAAAGGAAAAAAGAACCCUUUUUUAUUAUUGGCAGUGAGAAAUCUUUGGAGUUUGAGCUGUUCUUUUACAUCUUUUGAGAGCCAUGCUUAUGUCUGAGAACAGAAAAAUCUUCCCCUUCUAAUUCUUAAGAGUUCAUUUCUUUGUUCAAGCUCAAACAUGGAGUUGGUGUCAAAGGAAGAAGAAAGAACAAGUUGAGAUUAGUGGUUUAGUAGGUUUGUGGUAAUGGGUCUAAAGCUGCAACAGAGGCAGCAGCAGCAGCAGCACUCGGUGGCUGUCAAAGUGAAUGAACAAAUGGGGAGCAAAAGAGGGUACACAUUUAUUCAGGCCAACAGGGCUUGGUUGCCCAAAUUUCUUUUGCUUUGGGUAAUGGUGAUGGCCUUUUUGAGCACUUGGAUCUACAAAAAAAUGGACGCUGACAACAAAGUCAGGAGGAAAGAGGUGUUGAGUAGCAUGUGUGAUGAGAGGGCAAGGAUGUUGCAAGAUCAAUUCAGUGUUAGUGUUAACCAUGUCCAUGCCUUGGCCAUCCUUAUUUCCACUUUUCAUUACUACAAGAAUCCAUCUGCUAUUGAUCAGGAGACUUUUGCUGAGUACACGGCAAGAACUGCGUUCGAGAGGCCAUUGCUGAGUGGGGUGGCCUAUGCUGAAAGAGUAGCGCACUCGGAGAGGGAGGAAUUCCAGAGGCAGCAUGGCUGGACAAUAAAGACGAUGCAGAGGGAGCCUUCUCCUGCUCGAGACGAGUAUGCUGCGGUGAUACUCUCUCAAGAAACCGUUUCCUAUAUCGAAUCGAUCGAUAUGAUGUCUGGGGAUGAAGACAGGGAAAACAUCUUAAGGGCUAGGGCUACUGGGAAAGCUGUCCUAACUAGCCCCUUCAGGCUUCUCGGUUCCCAUCAUCUCGGUGUUGUGUUGACUUUGCCCGUUUACAAAUCCAAGCUCCCAACAAGGCCGACUGUAGAAGAGCGCAUCAAAGCAACUGCGGGAUACCUCGGUGGAGCCUUUGAUGUGGAGUCUCUGGUGGAGAAUCUGCUCGGGCAACUUGCUGGAAAUCAAGCGAUUCUAGUGAAUGUAUAUGACAUUACUAACUCUUCCGAUCACCUGAUCAUGUAUGGCCACCAAAAUCAAGAUGGUGACUUGGCUCUGUUGUAUGAAAGCAAGCUCGAUUUCGGAGAUCCGUUCAGGAAGCAUACAAUGAUAUGUAGAUAUCAUCAGAAGGCACCUACAUCGUGGACGGCGCUGACCACAGCUUUCUUAUUCUUUGUGAUAUGCUUAUUAGUUGGUUAUAUCUUAUAUGGUGCCGCUAUACACAUUGUUAAAGUUGAAGACGAUUUCCAUGAAAUGCAAGAACUGAAGGUUCGAGCCGAAGCUGCGGAUGUUGCCAAAUCGCAGUUUUUAGCAACAGUUUCUCAUGAAAUUAGGACUCCCAUGAAUGGUAUCCUCGGGAUGCUUGCUUUGCUUUUGGAUACGGAUUUAGGUUCAACUCAAAGGGAUUAUGCUCAGACCGCGCAAGUCUGUGGAAAGGCACUGAUAACAUUGAUAAACGAGGUGCUUGAUCGGGCCAAAAUCGAAGCUGGAAAAUUGGAGAUGGAAUCCGUCCCCUUCAACCUUCGAUCUAUCCUGGAUGAUGUGCUGUCUUUAUUUUCCGAGAAGUCUAGGAGCAAAGGUGUUGAGUUGGCAGUCUUUGUUUCCGAUAAAGUUCCGGAAAUGGUUAUGGGAGAUCCAGGAAGAUUCCGACAGAUUAUUACGAAUCUUGUUGGGAACUCUGUUAAAUUUACAGAACGAGGACACAUAUUUGUUAAAGUUCAUCUCGCGGAAAACACAAAGCCUGCAGUCGAUGCAAAAGCUGAAACUUGUUUGAAUGGUCGGUUGGAUGAUGGUGUGCCGAUAUCAGGUGCACACCAGUUUACAACCUUGAGUGGUUAUGAAGCAGCUGAUGAGCGGAACAGUUGGGAUUCCUUCAAGCAUUUAGUUUCCUACGAUGAAUCGCGAUACGAUGCCUCGAUAAACAUGACGGUUCCUGGUGAAACUUCUCAGAGUGUCACUUUGAUGGUAUCCGUAGAAGAUACGGGUAUCGGGAUCCCUUUAAUUGCCCAGGACAGGGUUUUCAUGCCGUUUAUGCAGGCAGAUAGUUCAACUUCGAGAAAUUACGGUGGGACGGGUAUAGGCUUGAGCAUUACCAAGUGUUUGGUUGAGCUAAUGGGUGGUCACAUAAGCUUCAUUAGCCGGCCACAAGUCGGAAGCACAUUCUCGUUCGCUGCAGAUUUUGGGAUAUGUAAAAAAGUUUCUUUUAAUGAUAUGAAAAACGAUCUUCCUUCUAGUUUCCGAGGAUUGAAAGCAAUAGUAGUUGACGGAAAACCGGUUAGAGCUGCCGUAACUCGAUACCACUUGAAGAGACUUGGUAUACUCGCUGAGGUUGCAAGUAGUGUAAAGAUAGCAGUUUCUGCAUGUGGGAAGAACAGCUCUUCAUGCGUAAGUAAAAUCCAGCCGGAUAUAAUUCUCGUCGAGAAUGAUUUAUGGCUUUCCGGAGAGGAUGGCGGUUCGAGCUUACGGAUGUUGAAUGGACAUGCGUUUAAGUUACCUAAAAUGAUUCUUCUUGCGACAAAUAUUACUAAUGCUGAGCUUGAGAAAGCAAAGGCAGCCGGUUUUGCAGACACUACGAUUUUGAAACCUAUGAGGGCAAGUAUGGUGGCUGCAUGUCUUCAACAGGUGCUCGGGAUCGGUACGAAGAGGCAGGCGGUAAAAGACAUGCCGAAUGGAUCUCUUCGGAGCUUACUUUGUGGAAAGAAAAUAUUAGUAGUCGAUGACAAUAUGGUAAACCGGAGAGUUGCUGCUGGUGCAUUGAAGAAGUUUGGAGCUGCCGUGGAAUGUGCCGAGAGUGGAAAAGUUGCCCUAAAACUGCUUCAGAUUCCGCACUCUUUCGACGCAUGCUUCAUGGACAUUCAGAUGCCGGAAAUGGACGGGUUCGAGGCAACACGUCGGAUUCGAAUGACGGAGAGUCAAGCAAACGAACAAAUGAAUGGAGGCGGCAUAGACAAAGGGCCGGCCCGGAAAGGCGAGUUGCAUGUCCCGAUAUUAGCUAUGACGGCUGAUGUACUUCAGGCCACCUAUGACGAGUGCCUUAGAUGUGGGAUGGAUGGAUAUGUCACAAAGCCCUUUGAGGAAGAAAAUCUCUACCAGGCAGUAGCCAAAUUCUUCAAAGUCCAACCGAUCUCGGACUCGUAGCCGAACACCUUGCACCCACAUCGGAAAAGCGAACACAACCAAAACCAAAGGAUACGAUCAGGCCGGACAUUUUCGGCUAACUUUUUUCCCAAUCCUGCCGGUGCAUUUUGGUUUAAAACACUGCAUAUAGAUCGCACAAGUUCCCGAGAAUUCUCGACUGCAUCAAAAUCACACGAGUGUUAGGGCAAUCAUUUCUAAUCCGAACUUCGAUUUUUAAUUGGAUUCGAAUUCGAGUAUUAUACUACCACAGGAAACUACAUCCCUAUGGGUUUGUAUAGAUCUUUACGAAGGGGAUGCUUUGAUUUUCUCCUGGGACUUUGAGAACUUGUGCACGUAAAUGGAGUUUUGAUUUUUAUGA